CUCACACAUUCACCCUAGUAUUAUCAUUUGCUCAAAAAAAGAAAGAAAGUAAUACGCACUCUCUUCUCUUCUGAGAAAAAAGAAUCAGUCACUGAGUUCCACAACCAUGGACCAGUCAAAAAACCCCGACUCAUCUUUACCCAGACCCUCUAAAGCCACUAUUACAAAACAAAAAAGCUCAUGGCCCUUUGCUUUUUUUGUCACAGUAUUGAUCCCCGUUGUAGCUGCGACAUUGCUCUACCAACUCGACUCGUUCGACCCGGCUCCUCUGCCACCUUCCGAGUUGACUCGGCACGUCAUAACCGUGCCAACACAAAACAACCACAUGCUCCGAGUGUCUGAGUUUGUGGGUGUAGGGAAUUUGAUAGGCCCAGAAGAUAUAGCGUAUGAUGCCAAGUCAGGAGUCAUAUACACGGGCUGUGCUGAUGGAUGGAUCAGCCGAGUCACUGUAAACGACUCGGCGGCUGACUCGGUUGUGGAGAAAUGGGUCAACACCGGUGGGAGACCCUUGGGAAUCGUUUUUGGUCACAACAAUGAACUUAUCGUUGCUGAUCCUGAAAAGGGCCUCCUAAAUGUGACCGCAGACGGUUUGGUGGAGCUGUUGACAGAUGAGGCUGAUGGACAAAAAUUCAAAACAACAGAUGCUGUGGAUGUAGCACACAAUGGCAUAAUUUAUUUUACAGAUGCUUCAUAUAAAUAUGGUUUAAGUAAGUUUAUUUGGGACAUCUUGGAGGGUAAGCCCCAUGGUAGACUUUUGAGUUAUGAUCCAGCAACCAAAACCACCAAGGUCCUGGUCCGUGACCUCUACUUUGCUAAUGGUGUAGUAGUCACACCUGAUCAGAAUUAUGUGAUCUUUUGCGAAACCCCAGUGAGAAGGUGUAGAAAAUAUCACAUCCAAGGCAAGGAAAAAGGAAGAGUAGAAAAGUUUAUUGAUUAUCUGCCAGGCAUGCCUGAUAACAUCAGAUAUGAUGGAGACGGCCAAUAUUGGAUUGGAUUGGCAACGUCACGUACACUUCAAUGGGAUAUAGCAUUCAGAUAUCCUUUCAUCCGAAAGAUUCUACUGAUCAUGGAGAAGUACAUAGGAAGACCACCAAUGGAGAAGAAUGGUGGGAUUGUGGCCAUUGAUUUGGCAGGAAAUCCCAUUGCUCAUUACUAUGAUCCUGGAUUGGCACUGGUUACAAGUGGGAUGAAGAUAGGAAAUCAUUUGUACAUUGGUUCAAUUUGCUAUCCCUACAUUCUUCGCCUCAACCUGAAACAAUAUUCUGCCGAGGCUACCACAUGAGCCUAAUCCUUGAGAAAAUAAGACCGUUGUGCUGCAUGUUGCAACACUCUUGAUGGUACCUCUAAAAUAACUCGGAUGAAGUGCCUUAGAUAAACUACACUCUACAUGGUUCUUGCUAAUUGUGUUGUUGUACAUGUAUGAGACCUGAGAGACUCUGAGUGUUUGGCAAAACUCAGAAAAAGUUUACAUAGAAUUUGAAAUUAGAAUUCAAUUUUGUGUCAUA
Molecule: messenger RNA, 1505 nt
Organism: Quercus lobata
Lineage: Eukaryota; Viridiplantae; Streptophyta; Magnoliopsida; Fagales; Fagaceae
Product: protein STRICTOSIDINE SYNTHASE-LIKE 5-like
Exons: 4
Coding region: 107-1282 (391 amino acids)
Cellular component (GO): endomembrane system
Molecular function (GO): hydrolase activity
Source: RefSeq, a predicted model, not a curated record